Messenger RNA from Pseudophryne corroboree (corroboree frog), 2775 nucleotides. RefSeq names its product NFS1 cysteine desulfurase (gene NFS1). Gene Ontology annotation, biological process: [2Fe-2S] cluster assembly. Lineage: Eukaryota; Metazoa; Chordata; Amphibia; Anura; Myobatrachidae. Gene Ontology annotation, molecular function: pyridoxal phosphate binding; cysteine desulfurase activity. The coding region runs from base 1 to 1500 and encodes 499 amino acids. Gene Ontology annotation, cellular component: cytosol; mitochondrion; nucleus. The record is from RefSeq and is a predicted model, not a curated record. The transcript has 13 exons.
AUGACGCUGCGGCCUCUCUCCCCUCCCUUUCCGGAAGCUGGUACCCGGCCCCCCUCGUCCUCCUCCUCCUCCUCCUCCCACCCGCGGUCACACACCGCCCACAGCCAGACGCCGUUACGCCACAACAACACGCCGGGUAGCUGCUGGCUGUGUCCGCGGUACAUCAUGCUGUGCAGGGCGGCGCUCAGGAGCCUGCUUGCGGCGGGGAACUGCAGGAAAGCGCUCGGUGUCCGGGCCAGUCAUGUGGAGAGUACAGAUUGGCGUGAUAAGAAGCACUUGGAGGAGUCAGAUCUUAGACCCCUGUAUAUGGAUGUUCAAGCGACAACUCCACUGGAUCCCCGAGUAUUAGAUCGUAUGUUGCCCUACCUGGUGAAUUAUUAUGGAAAUCCUCACUCGAGGACCCAUGCGUAUGGCUGGGAGAGCGAGAAGGCAAUGGAGAAGGCACGGGAGCAAGUUGCUUCCCUGAUUGGUGCAGAUCCCAGAGAAAUUAUUUUUACAAGUGGUGCAACUGAAUCUAACAAUAUCGCUCUAAAGGGUGUUGCUAGAUUCUACAAGUCCCGCAAGAGACACGUUAUCACCACUCAGACGGAGCACAAAUGUGUGCUAGAUUCGUGCCGCUCAUUAGAGGCAGAAGGAUUCCAAGUCACUUACCUUCCUGUUCAGAAGAAUGGCCUGUUGGACUUACAGGUUCUAGAAGAGGCCAUCCGGCCAGACACAAGCAUAGUGUCAGUAAUGGCUGUGAACAAUGAAAUAGGGGUGAUACAACCUAUAGAUGACAUAGGUCAUCUCUGUAGUUCUCGAAAGAUUUUUUUUCACACAGAUGCUGCUCAAGCUGUUGGCAAAAUUCCAUUAAAUGUGAACCAAAUGAAGAUUGAUCUAAUGAGCAUAAGUGGGCAUAAGCUCUAUGGCCCCAAAGGAGUUGGGGCUAUUUAUGUUCGUCGGCGACCUAGAGUAAGAUUGGAGGCUUUGAUGAGCGGUGGUGGCCAAGAGAGAGGUCUGAGAUCUGGGACGGUGCCAACUCCGCUAACUGUUGGGUUUGGUGCAGCCUGUGAGGUGGCUGAGCAGGAGUUAGAGUAUGAUCACAAGAGAAUCAGCUAUCUGUCAGAACUACUGGUCAGGAAUAUAAUGAGUAAUAUUCCAGACGUUAUGAUGAAUGGAGACCCCAACCAACAUUACCCAGGCUGUAUAAACCUUUCCUUUGCCUACGUGGAGGGGGAGAGUUUACUGAUGGCUUUGAAAGAUGUUGCACUCUCUUCUGGAAGUGCCUGCACAUCUGCGUCACUGGAACCCUCUUAUGUUUUAAGAGCUAUCGGAGCGGAUGAGGAUUUGGCUCAUUCCUCUAUUAGGUUUGGUAUUGGACGCUUCACAACAGAAGAGGAGGUUGAUUAUACUGUUAAGAAAUGCACCCUGGAGGUGAAACGGCUUAGAGAAAUGAGCCCCCUGUGGGAAAUGGUGCAAGACGGGAUCGAUUUGAAGAGCAUACAGUGGACCCAACACUGAGGAUCAAAGACUACACAGGACUUGUGCCUAAUAGAGAACAUGUUCUUACUAUUUAAUCUCAUGGCUUCUGUUACGUAAUGGGAAAUACUUCUAUAGCUGUCAUCACUUGCUUUACCAGCAAAACCAGUCUAACAUCUCCUCCCCACAUACUAACUUUGUGUUGUGUGAAAUAUGAAUGUUCAUUGUUUGGGCUGGUUUUAUCUGCUGCAGAAUGAAUUUUAGACACAGCUGAUAUCUCUUCAUUGUAAUUUAAUUGAAAAUGGUAAAAGACCAAAAAAUAAAUAAAUAAAAAAUCAAACCAAAAUUAUUCAGUUAUAAAAUAUAACCAAGCUCUUACUGGUCUAGUGUAGAUUAUGCUACUGCAGAUUCCCAUUUAUGUUUACAUAUUUUCCUUGACACUAAGUGAAACCUGUGUGUGUUGGACACAGUAAUCUACAAUUUUGCUGCCUUAUUUAGAAAAGAUUUUUUUUUUUUUAUAUAACCCUUCUAAUACAAUGGCAAAAUUGUUUAACUAUUUUACUUCCUCUGCAGCAUACAGUUCUUAUAUGGCUGGCCUUACAAUGCUUGCGUUUAUAUUGUCAGUGUGUAUAAUUGGGUCAUCAAUGCUUUACUAAACCAGGUUGACAAAAAAUAAUUUUCCAAAUGUACAGCAGUCUUCUAUUUGCCCAGAAAACUUUAUAGUAACAUUUGGACAAUUUUUGAGUUAUGCCAUAGCUUAUUAAACAUCUGGUUUUGUUACAAAAUGUUUUUAUUAUUGCAGAUAUUUAGAAUUUUUAACAUGUCAAUGUUGUGAAAUGGUUUGAUUUCUCCAUGGCUUUUUUAUUGGUUGGCCACAAUUCUUUGAAAACCAGAAACUAUUUAUCCUACUGCCCACCUUUUUGUAAAUGGUUUGUUUUCUCUCCUUUAGUUGUUUUCUGCAGCAGGUGGGAACUUUGAGUGUGUUCUGACACACCAUACAUUACAUUCAUUAAACGCACAAGGACACACAACUCUGUGUGCUCCAAUCCUCUUAUGUAAUGUUAUGGUGUGUGCAUGCAUAUGUGCUAGAUUUUCUUUUCUUUACUGUUAUGUCCCAGGCUUGUGAAGUCUGUUAAAUAUGUUCUAUAUAUGAAAAGAAGAGCUUGUAAAUAAUUUGGAGAUGUCUAUUGGGCUAAGGAUAUGUAAGGGGACUCUUCAAAGUAUAUUCACAUGCUUUGUUCACUAUCUAUAAAAUGUAUGCCUAAUGUACAGUUCCAGUAAUACUUGUCAGAUUGCAAAUAAAUAAAUUUGAGAUUA